AGCGCAAAAAUAUUGGGAAAGCUCCGAUUUUCCAAUUUGCGACUAUUGUAAAAUAUGUUAUAAUGAGUGAAUAAAAAAAUCUGAUACAAAUUAAAUGACUUUAUAGGCUUAUAUAACAUUUUAAAAAGCAGGGGUUAUUAGUUUGCUGGUUAACAUGGCGUCGUCAGCAGGGGCCUCUACGUCCGGUGGCGUGGACAGCGACUGUGAGGGAGAGGAGCCCGAAGAUUCUUCUCACUUCAACGAUCUUGAGAUAAACGAAGACUUAGAGAAAAUCAACUUACAAGAUGAUGUUCAAACUAAAGACACGGAAGACGAGCUGGCGCUGUUCCGGCAGCAGUGGCAGCGCGAGCUGGAGGCCACGCCCACGCGCCAGAAGAAGCCUGAGGCGCCGCCGCCCCCGGAGGAGCCUCUGUCCGACGAGGAUAAGGCCAAGCAGCUGUUCCUACGUGGCGUGGAGUUCGAGCGCGGCGGUAAACUGUACGAGGCUAUUCAGCACUACAAGCGCGCCAUGCAGCUCGUGCCCGACGUCGAACGCCGCCUCUACGAGAGCUCCGACAUCCGCCCCGACACACCCGAGGAGGAGCUGGAGCUUGAGGAGGUGGAGCGGACCAACACGGGCACCGAGAGCGACGACGAGGGCGCCGUGGAGGGCGAGGACUUACUGGCGCGGCUGCAGCGCAUCACGGCGCGCAAGGCCGCGCUCAUCGAGCCCGCCUUCCCUGCCAAGGGCGCGCACAUCUCGUGGCUGCCGUACGAGGUGAUCCUGCUAGUUCUCCGCUGGGUGGUGUCGGCGGACUGCGACGCGGCGUCCUUGGAGCGCGUGGCGGGCGUCUGCCGCGGCCUUUACGUGGCUGCCAGAGACACUGAUAUAUGGCGCUCGCUCUGCUUGCGCACAUGGGGCAUAGACUGCGGCACGCCGCGCUCGCACGGCUUCGGCUCGUGGCGGACGAUGUACGUGGAGCGGCCGCGGCUCCAGCUGCAUGGCUGCUACAUCAGCAAGACCACGUAUCUGCGCCACGGAGAGAACUCCUUCCAGGACCAGUUCUACCGGCCCUGGUACCUCAUCGACUACUACCGGUACCUCAGGCGAGUGCUCGCUUAGUAACUAUCACAGUACCAGCAGCAAGCAGCACUACAUCAGCAAGACCACACCUGCGCCGCGGCGAGAACUCCUUCCAGGACCAGUUCUACCGGCCCUGGUAC
Molecule: messenger RNA, 1203 nt
Organism: Ostrinia furnacalis (Asian corn borer)
Lineage: Eukaryota; Metazoa; Arthropoda; Insecta; Lepidoptera; Crambidae
Product: F-box only protein 9-like
Exons: 7
Coding region: 155-1102 (315 amino acids)
Biological process (GO): SCF-dependent proteasomal ubiquitin-dependent protein catabolic process
Cellular component (GO): SCF ubiquitin ligase complex; cytoplasm
Molecular function (GO): protein binding
Source: RefSeq, a predicted model, not a curated record